Molecule: messenger RNA, 259 nt
Organism: Rotaria sp. Silwood2
Lineage: Eukaryota; Metazoa; Rotifera; Eurotatoria; Philodinida; Philodinidae
Source: the annotation of a GenBank genome assembly
AUGUACGGAAAAAAUAAAACUCUCAAUGCUCCAUCGGAUAUUCAUGCGAAAGAAAAAUUAAAUCUCUAUGUUUAUGAAUAUUUGUAUCAUAUUGGUGCAGCAAAAGCUGCUCAGGGAUUUUGUGCGGAUAUGAAAUGGGUACCAAAUAAAAUGUCACUUGGUGAACCACCCGGACUUUUACUUAGUUGGUGGUCUGUUUUUUAGGAUUUAUGAAGUGCUGCACCAGAACGUCGAGAUCAACAUCCACAUUCAGAAGAAG